GUUGUUGGGUUGUAUUGGGUUUUUUACUAACCCAUCUUAUUUGUCCAAAUACUUUUUAACUCUCAAAAAUCAUUCUCCUAUCUUUCUUUCUUCUUCUUCUUCCUUCUUUUUCUUCUUGACCCUUUUUAUUCCUUUCCCUCAUUCUUAGAGGGAAGGAAGAACAAUAUUAUAAAUUAUUUAUUUUUAUUUUUAUUUUAAAUAUUAUUAAUUUCCCCCUUUUUGGGUGAGAAAAAAAAAAGAAAAAAAAGAACCAUGGAUUCAACAUCGUGUGUCUCUAACGAUGCAGUUUCUGGGUUCAAAGACAAGGAGUCAAUGGUUGACCCUUUUUUGGUUGAAGCUCUUCAGAACCCUCGUCAUCGUCUUACAAUUCUGCGGAUGGAGCUGGAUAUCCAGAAAUUUCUGAAUAAUGGCGAUCAGCAGCAUUUCGAGUUUCAACAUUUUCCUUCUUCUUAUCUCCGACUGGCUGCACAUCGUGUCGCUCAACACUAUGGUAUGCAAACAAUGGUUCAAGAUACCGGCUUAGAUGGCCAGAGUAAAAUCCUGGUCAGAAAGUUAGCUGAAAGCAAGUAUCCUGUAGUUCGCUUAUCUGAAAUACCUGCAAAACAGUUGGACAGUGAGAAAUCCGAGCAGAAAAAAAUUGUCAUUCGACCUAGGCCUCAGAAAAAUAGUUUGGAUGGAUCCAAUGAGUCUGCAAAGAAAGGAAACACUCUGAGAAGUGUGGAAGAGAGGAAAGAGGAAUAUGAUCGGGCACGAGCACGUAUCUUUAGUGGCUCUACAAGCUUUGAUUCAAGUGAUACCCCAUCCGUGGUCCCUAUAGAUGGCAGACAUUCUUUAAUGAACAAGGAUGAGAAUGAAACUAGCAAAGUCCCCAUGUCUGAUUCAGAAAGAUGCAUUAGUAUCAGGGAUAAUAGUUAUCCUCGAGUUGCCAUUAUCAGGGAUAGGGAAAAGGAUCGAAGUGAUCCAGAUUAUGAUCGUAGCUAUGGAAGGUAUGCUAGGAGUGUUGCAACCUCUGCAGUUAACUUGGUGCCUUUUAAUUUGCAAAAAGUUCAACCUUCAUUUGCGCCGUAUGAUGCUACUUUUAAUCAGUUGGGUCAGAUGUCACAAACUCAAGCUUCACUUGGAUAUGGACUUCCUUCAACCCCGAUAAUGAGUCCUUUCUGUACACCAGGAUUGAAUCCGACAUCUGCGGAUGGAGCUUACCUACAGUGGCCAAGUCCUACAAUGAUGUAUGCUCAUUCGUAUGACCAAUUUAGACAUGCUGUUUACCAGGCUCCAUUUGGUCAACCGUUGAGCUUUGACUAUUCACAGAACUAUUAGAUUACAUGUAGGAGGAAGAAGAGAUUUGGAUUUGAAUGCAGAAUUUAUGUUAGCUUUUUAGGAGAUCUCAUUCAUAUUAGCUUCAUUUUUCAGUACUCCUUUUGUUUGUUUUGUUUCUGUUAUGGUAAUAUGUUGUUGUCUUUGAUUUUCAGUUUUGAUGGUUACAGAAAAAUUUGUUUAGUACUCUUCUAUAUUGUCAUAGUUUAUAAAAUAGUGAACUCUAGUGGAUUAUGGAUCUAUAUUAUUAUAUAUAUGAUAAUGUUUCUCUGGUUGGUUUAAAAUA
Molecule: messenger RNA, 1600 nt
Organism: Cicer arietinum (chickpea)
Lineage: Eukaryota; Viridiplantae; Streptophyta; Magnoliopsida; Fabales; Fabaceae
Molecular function (GO): nucleic acid binding
Source: RefSeq, a predicted model, not a curated record